Lactuca sativa (garden lettuce) is the source of this 924-nucleotide messenger RNA. The record is from RefSeq and is a predicted model, not a curated record. Lineage: Eukaryota; Viridiplantae; Streptophyta; Magnoliopsida; Asterales; Asteraceae.
UCAAUAUACCUAUCUCAUUCCCUCUACACCUCCAGUAUGGCAUUGAAAUAUUCCCAGUAUUAUACUCAAGUUCUGGAGCAACGAUCACUCAGAAACAUAGUUUACUCAUGCGUUAUAUAUUUAAGACUCUCAAUUGUCUUCUUAUGCGGUAUUUCAUUUUACUUGACAGUCCUAUUUCUAUCUCGUGAUCGUCCCACCAUUUCAGUUGAUGAUUUGUAUGUUUCUUCGCUAAACAAAACCUCCAGUUCGUUGACUAAUACCACUACAAUCGAUAUCGACCUCAAAUUCCAGAAUGAGAAUUCUCGGGUAGGCAUUUACUACGAGGAUCCUCUAAAUCUCACCAUCACUUAUAUCCCACAAAACAUAACCAUUUUUAUCAACAUUCAAGGGUUUUAUCAAGGGAACGGAAAGGGUAACAAUAUCCAAGCCUCUGCAGUGUUUCAAAACUUGUUUUCAGACGUUGAACAGCGUAGGAUACUGGGAGAAACGCAUGUUUUAUUGUUUGGUGCAGCCAAAGUGAUUGAUUUCAGGGUAGAUUUGGAGGCCAAAAUAAAGUUUAAGUCGAUUGAGAACAAAAAGUCCAAUCUGUUGGUCAGAUCUGAUGUGAAGGUCAACGGCAACACUGGGACGUCUGUUCUAAAGACUAUUCAAAUGAAGUAUACUUCUGGAUCGAAUAACUGGGGAGCUGUGCAAUGGCUACUAUUCCUUCCUUUUUUUAUUUCAUUUAUGGUUGUUACUUUCAUUGGUGUUUUGAUACCUUUAAUAAUACUGCUGGUUUUUUCUUCUAAAAACUUUUAGCGUCUGUUUCAUAUGGUUUGCAUUGGGCUUUCGCUUUUUAACCCUUAUAUGAGUUUUAUUGUAGUGAAUGUUUCACAUAGAAAUUAGCUCAAAUAAAGAUAUUACUUAAAUAAAUGAAAUCCUGUG